Molecule: messenger RNA, 877 nt
Organism: Odobenus rosmarus divergens (Pacific walrus)
Lineage: Eukaryota; Metazoa; Chordata; Mammalia; Carnivora; Odobenidae
Gene: ZFAND1
Product: zinc finger, AN1-type domain 1
Exons: 8
Coding region: 1-807 (268 amino acids)
Biological process (GO): cytoplasmic stress granule disassembly
Cellular component (GO): cytoplasm; cytoplasmic stress granule
Molecular function (GO): zinc ion binding
Source: RefSeq, a predicted model, not a curated record
AUGGCGGAGUUGGACGUAGGGCAGCACUGUCAGGUGGAGCAUUGCCGGCAGCGAGAUUUUCUUCCAUUUGUAUGUGAUGGUUGUUCAGGAGUAUUUUGCCUUGAACACAGAACCAGGGAGUCACACAGCUGUCCUGAGGUGACUGUAAUCAAUGAGAGCCUGAAGUCAGAUAAGCCUACCUCUUACCCAUGCUCAUUCAAGGACUGUGCUGAAAGAGAGCUUGUGCCAGUUAAAUGUCCUUAUUGUGAGAAGAAUUUUUGCCUGAGGCACCGUCAUCAGUCGGAUCAUGAAUGUGAAAAACUGGAAAUUCCUAAGCCUCGUAUGGCUGCCACUCAGAAACUUGUUAAAGACAUUAUUGAUUCUAAGACCAGAGAGACAGCAAGUAAACGACGUAAAGGUGCAAAAAAUAGUGAAACAGCUGCAAAGGUAGCAUUGAUGAAAUUAAAAAUGCAUGCUGAUGGAGAUAAGUCAUUGCCACAGGUUGAAAGAGUUUACUUUCAGGUUUUCUUACCUAAGGGGAGCAAAGAGAAGAGCAAACCAAUGUUCUUUUGCCACCAGUGGAGCAUUGGAAAGGUCAUAGACUUUGCAGCUUCUUUAACCAGUCUUAAAAAUGAUAAUAACAAAUUAACAGCUAAGAAAUUAAGGUUAUGUCACAUUACUUCAGGAGAAGCCUUACCCUUGGAUCAUACUUUGGAAACCUGGAUUGCUAAGGAGGAUUGUCCUUUAUAUAAUGGUGGAAAUAUUAUCUUGGAAUAUCUUAAUGAUGAAGAACAAUUUCUAAAAAAUGUUGAUUCUUAUUUGGAAUAGUCUUGUAAGGAUUCAAGCCAGAAAUGAUGAGGAAAAUUUUAUGUAAAGUCAAUUUCUUUUACUACAAAUA